Molecule: messenger RNA, 1116 nt
Organism: Capronia epimyces CBS 606.96
Lineage: Eukaryota; Fungi; Ascomycota; Eurotiomycetes; Chaetothyriales; Herpotrichiellaceae
Exons: 1
Coding region: 1-1116 (371 amino acids)
Biological process (GO): positive regulation of transcription by RNA polymerase II
Cellular component (GO): nucleus
Molecular function (GO): transcription cis-regulatory region binding; DNA-binding transcription factor activity
Source: RefSeq, a predicted model, not a curated record
AUGGUCUGGAUUGACUCCGUUCAGAACCCCUUCCGCCAGCUCACACUACCCCUUGCACUUGAGUCACCUGCCCUGAUGAUGUCGAUACUUUCAGUAGCCGCAGGGGAUCUCUGGACGCGAUCACACAGUCUGUUAGACAGCGCCACGAAUGUCUCCCAGCCUUGGGACAAAUACCAGAAGAAAGCUUUGGGGCAUCUGGCCGACCAUUUGAAAGACGAAAACAAACUCGGCCAGGAAACCGACAUCAACGCUUAUCCCGGUACAGACCUUGCAAGCCCCAUUCUAGCCGCUUUCCUGCUGGGCUCGCUGGCGAUCAAGUUGGGCAAUUCCACAGUUUGGAGACUCCACCUGCGCGCGGCAUGGACAAUGCUAGAACAUUGGCACGCCUGUCCUUCGCGAUGGUCCCUUUCGGUCGAUGCUGUCAAGGAGUUCCUAUGGCAGGAGGUAUAUUGCUCCAGAGUGUGGGAGUCGGUAACUACCUUCAAACCUCUGCAAGGCUUGGACGGAAAUGACCAUGAUUUUGAGCAUGAGGCUCCCUUCUUUCGGUACGCGGGGAUCAUUCGGAGGAUGGCUGAGAUGGAACGUCAAACGGCAGCAAAUGCAGCUCUCGUUUCCGAUAUGAUUUCGAUCACCUCUCUGGAGAUUGAGCUGGAUACAGCAAGACAGCGCACCAGAAAAUGUGGCGAAUCACUCACUUUCCCGUCGGCUCGAGCGCGCAUCGCGUUCGAUUGCGUGGUGGAAUUGUUUCAUCAUGCUGGGCUGCUCUACGCGUCUCAUGUACUUUCACAGGAUGACCUUUCCACAAGUGUUGCCGACAGAUCACGCAGCCUUCUAUUCAUGCCCUUGCAGUCUAUCGAAGUCACCGACAUAAUCGCCCAAGAUCUGACCUGGCCGAUUUUCAUCGCCGGGACGGAGUGCCAUGGCUGCUGUGAACGGCAAAACCUGGUGCGGGAACGAAUGAUACAGGUCAUGCAGCUGAGUGGCGUCCUGGAGCGACCGAGACUACUUGAGUUUCUCCAAACCUUCUGGCAACUGCAAAGCCAAGACCCUCAAGCGUCCUGGAUCAGCCUUGCAAGAGUGUGGGCUGAGUGUGGAGAGCCGAUUUUGAUCAUCUGA